AUGAGCCAAUUUAUUCAACGUGUCGCCAACUACAUUGCAAAUGAAGUCCUCAUCAAGGGACUUGCAAAUUCGAAAACGUUUCAACGUUUUGCUAUUCGAACAGAUCAUAACCUGCAAAAUUUGCACAAGACCGGAACUGAGCACUUCGAAAAGGCCUUUGAAGACAUU
This is a messenger RNA of Phaeodactylum tricornutum CCAP 1055/1, 168 nucleotides long. RefSeq lists its product with no specific name. The record is from RefSeq and is a predicted model, not a curated record. The annotation marks the transcript as partial. The transcript has a single exon. NCBI's taxonomy places the organism in Eukaryota, Bacillariophyta, Bacillariophyceae, Surirellales, Neidiaceae.